CACCGCCCAAGAGAAGAAAACAACGAAACAGCGAUUGUCGAGAUGUGGAAAAGUGUUGCCUUUUUUUUCAGGGAUAGAAAGUCUUGCCGGUUUCAUUUGGUGAAAGUAACGUUAAGGAGUAGACUUUUUGUGAUUGUUUGUUUUAGGCUGCGUAGAGCGAGAUGGAGGGUCGGGUUUGGCCAUGGAAGAGAAAAUCCUCCGACAAAACUACAACGGAGAAGCCAGUAGUAGCUGCGUGCGACUCAGUUGGUGUUUCUUUGUCCUCCUUAGCAUCUCUCGAAAAUCAGGAGAAGUGUAAAAACACAAACUAUGUUCAGAUUACUAUGGAAUCCUACACGCAUAUGGGUAGACUUGGAGAUCAGGUCAAAUUGCUUGAGGAUGAAGUUAAGGAUCUUAAAGAAAAACUCUCUACUGCACACUCAGAGAUUAAGACUAAAGAGAGUCUGAUACUGCAGCAUGCCAAAGUUGCUGAAGAAGCUGUUUCAGGAUGGGAAAAGGCUGAUGCGGAAACACUGGCACUCAAAUGGCAACUUGAAUCUGUCACGCUCUUAAAGCUUACGGCAGAGGAUCGAGUGUUACAUUUGGAUGAUGCUCUGAAAGAGUGCACGAGGCAGAUAAGAAAUGUGAAAGAUGAAAGUGAGCAGAGGCUGCAUGACGUGAUUCUUGCUAAAACUGUUCAAUGGGAUAAAACAAAAGCUGAGCUUGAAGGACAAAUUGAUGAAUUGAAUCAAGGACUGCUACGAGCAGCUGCUGAUAAUGCAGCACUCUCUAGAUCGUUGCAAGAGCGAUCAGAGAUGAUAAUCAGGAUCAGUGGGGAAAAAUCUAAAGCAGAUACCGAAGUGGAAAUUCUCAAAAGCAAUAUCCAGUCAUACGAGAAGGAAAUUAGUUCACUGAAGUACGAUCUGCAUGUAGUUUCAAAGGAACUCGAAAUUCGCAAUGAAGAAAAGAACAUGAGCAUAAAGUCAGCAGAAAUGGCAAAUCGACAACAUCUGGAAGGAGUGAAAAAGAUAGCAAAACUAGAAGCAGAGUGCCAGAGGCUCAGAGGGCUUGUGCGGAAGAAGCUUCCUGGUCCCGCUGCUUUGGCACAAAUGAAGCUAGAAAUUGAAAACUCAGGGUAUGAGUUCGCAGACUCUCGCUCACGCAGAAGCGGGUUUCAAUAUCCUGGCCACAAUGCACCACCAAAGCCAGACAUUUCUGCUGAUAAGUUGGAGUGCAAAAAAGACAACACACAUUUUAGUAGAUGUAUGUUGGAAAUGGAGGAAGAGACAAAGACACUUAAAGAACUUCUGGCUGCUCGUAAUAGUGAACUGCAGGUCUCGAGAAACCUAUGCGCUAAGACUCUUGGAAAGCUUAAGAUUCUGGAAGCACAUGUCGAGAUGCUUAAGCAUGAUAAGAUUACUCCAAAAUCUUGCAAAACAAAUCAAUCUGAAAGUCCCUCCAGUGGACAUGCUACCUAUCCGCCUAGUGCCACCUCGAUAUCUGAAGAUGGGUUUGAUGAAGAUGGAAGUUCCUCUGAAUACGGGCCACCAAUGUCAUCAGAUUCCAACAAGGUAGCAGUGUCUAGGAGUAUCAACAGUUCCAACAAGCCUGAAACUUCUAACAGACUGGAGUUAAUGGAUGACUUCCUGGAGAUAGAGAGAUUAGCGGCAAGUGAUGCAGAUGGAGCUGUCUCAGCUUCAAAUUCUUCAAACAGCACCUGCAGUAGUAAAGUCAUAGACAAACUCCCUGCCAGUGACUCCGAGCAAGAUCGUGCCCAAGCAGAAUCAUCAAUGGAAAAUAUUAAAAGUAGUGCACAUGAUCAGCUGUUUUCAGUGAUCCAUUCAAGAAUUUACAAGGUUUUUGAAUCUCAAGAGGGCAUUAGUGUCAAGAAAGUCAUCGAAGCUGUGAAACUUGCUAUCCAGGAGGUGCAAGAGUCAUCGUCCCAGCAACUCUCUGGCUGUCUGAUUGACAUUUCUUGCAUAGAUGCUUUCCCUAGAGCUGGUGAUGAAACCGGUAAGGAGCAUAGUUUGUUAUCUCAGAAUAUUGAACGUGGCAACAAUGUGGUCAAGCCUACAAAACAAGACUUGGAUGCAGCUAUAUCCCAUAUCCACCGCUUCAUAAUAUCAGCUGUAAAGGAAACAGCACAACUUCAUGAGAUGCAUGAGCAAGGACUGAGUGAGAGCUUAGAUGACUUCUGUGCAUCAGUGGGUAAAUUUCCAACAGGUGAAUCAAGCCUUGUUGACAUUGUUAUAAAGCUCUCUCACAUUUUGCGUCUAGCCACUGAUGGUUCCCUGGGUUUCAAGCAUCAUAGUAAUGAGUCCUCUGCUAUGGACUCCACAGUUUCUGAAUGCGUUGACAAGGUUACAUUGCUAGAGAAAAGGGUCGAUGAACUGAAUUCCGAUGCAUCAGGAAAGAUAUUCAUUGAUAGGGCUGGUAAUCCAUGUUCUAAGGAAGAGAUUCCACAUGAUAACAAUGGUCUUGAUCUGGAUGAUACAUCAUGCAAGAGCUUGUUGCAAGAGCUGGAGCAGGUGAAGCUGGAGAAAGAUAACGUCUUGCUAGAAUUAGAAAGGUGCUUGCAGAAGCUUGAAAGCUCAAAGCCGGAGUUGGAAGAAAAAGAGAAGCUCAUAUCAGAGCUGAAAUCACAGCUCACUUCCUCAAGAGACCUCCUCGGCCUGGCAGAAACCCAGCUGAAAUGUGUGACCGAAUCCUUUAAAUCCCUCGAACUCCGAGCCGAAGAUCUAGAAGCUGAAGUUAGACGUUUGCAAUUAAGGACAGAAGAUCUAGAAGUCUCUCUCUCGAAGGAAAAGCAUGGUCAUGCAUGUACUCUCGCCGUAUGCAAAGAGCUUCAAGAGAAAAUGCAGAGGAAUGACACUUGCAGAAAGUGUUCAUCGCCCAUGUCUCAAACCCGACUCCAAGAUAAACAGGAGAAAGAGAUAGCAUCAGCAGCAGAAAAGCUAGCAGCUUGUCAGGAGACUAUUCACCUUCUCAGCCAGCAAUUGCAAGCAUUGAAGCCACCGACCAAAUCACAAUCCCCCGAAAAGCUUAAAACGCAAGUUAACUCCGAAGGGUAUUCCCCGGAAUUGAGAGAAAGGGACGGGAAGGAAAGCAUCAACGACAUUUUGGCGUCAACUGGCCAUGAAAACACCUCUGAUUCUGCAUCGAAUGAUUCUGACAUGGCUCGUUCUUUUAGGUACAGGGCGGACUCAGCUCAACCCGUUCAUGCAAUCAUCAAGUCUAGUUCGUUUUCUUCAUCUUCCAAAGGAGAGAACGAGAAAUAUACUCGAGGGCUUGGCAGAUUCUUUUCGUCGAAAACGAAGAGUGGACGUUAAAGCACUCAUCAUAAUCAUGCAGGGCAUUUGUGAAUUCUACAUCACGUCUGGUUUUUUUCCGUACAUUCAGGGGAUAACAUUCUCGUUAUCCUCUCUCGCUC
Messenger RNA from Tarenaya hassleriana, 3409 nucleotides. Its product is annotated as filament-like plant protein 5. The coding region runs from base 162 to 3308 and encodes 1048 amino acids. The record is from RefSeq and is a predicted model, not a curated record. The transcript is spliced from 6 exons. NCBI's taxonomy places the organism in Eukaryota, Viridiplantae, Streptophyta, Magnoliopsida, Brassicales, Cleomaceae.